Lonchura striata (white-rumped munia) is the source of this 4872-nucleotide messenger RNA. Its product is annotated as synaptotagmin-like protein 2. The record is from RefSeq and is a predicted model, not a curated record. Gene Ontology annotation, cellular component: exocytic vesicle; plasma membrane. Gene Ontology annotation, biological process: intracellular protein transport; exocytosis. Lineage: Eukaryota; Metazoa; Chordata; Aves; Passeriformes; Estrildidae. Gene Ontology annotation, molecular function: small GTPase binding; neurexin family protein binding.
CACGGAUAGCCCGGCCCCGGGAUGGCUCGUCCGGCUCCGGGAUGUGCAGCCCCGCUCCCGCCCCGCGCCGCCGAGGGCAGGGAUGCCGGAGCUGCCCGAGCCGAUGCCCGUGAGCAGAGCGCACGCCGGCGGUGCCGUGGCUGAGGGGAGCGUCCCGGCCUGCUGAGGCGGCCCCGGGCCUGCUGCCUCCGGGGCUGGCGCUGGCACCUGCUGCAGCUGUGCCUGGAGAGGGGCAAAGGAGCCUGACUUCGCUGAGAGAGUUUUCCUGGCAGGGGAGGGCAUGCAGGGCACAGAACCGUGCCAAAGAGCCUGGGAGUGCAGGUGCGAGUUCCCUCCAGCCGUGCCGUGGUGAAUCGUGUCUCUGCAGCCGCGCCUUGCUCAGCGCCAGGGCUCUGAGGGCUGCCCAUGGCGCCUGGGCUGCAGUAGUGCCUGCUCUGUCUCCGCUUGAGCCAUCUGGAGAGCUGAAGAACACAGCAGGGAAGAUGUUGGACUUGAGCUUCCUGACCGAGGAGGAGUAUGAAAAGCUGAUGAAGGUUCUGCAGAGAGAUGCAGAGCUGAAGAAGAAGGAUGGGGAUCGCAUCAGAAGGAUCCAAGGCUCCAUCACAGAUGAAAAGAAGAAGAAGUUUGUGACAGGUGAAUGGUUUUCAGAAGUGAAGGCAAAACGGUUCCAGGAGGACUUGGCAGGGCCAGAUCUACUUCGAGCAUCAAUCAGAAGGAAAAAGGGCAAACUAGAAAAUGAGGACAACAAGCAUAUCCAGACGAGUCUGGAAAGCAAAGCUGCCCCAAGUCCUGCCUGUCCUGAGGACAUUGCUGAUGCAGGAGAGGGAAGAUCCAGUACACCUACUCUUGAAACCACAGAGCAGAAAAUUGUGCCAAAACUGAAGCCAAGACUGCCUGUCCAGUUGUCUGCAUCAUACAAGAGAUCCAGCAUACAUGAUGUCUCUUCCUCAGAGAGUGAUACUGGAACAAGUCCAUUUGUGACUGCAACAAACAGCUUUCAUUUGUCUAAAAAAGGUCAUGGAGUGUCUCCAUUGCCCACCAAGGUUUCAGAGGAUGCUGUGCCUCAGCCCAGCACUGCAGCUGGAGAAGCUGCUGAUGGGGCCGCUGGCACCAGAGAGGGGCCAAAACCUCCACGUGAAGAAAUGUACGCUCCCAGCAAAAUACCAGUUAAGAAGAAACCAAGCAGAAGCCUCCCCAGAUCUGAGCAGGUUGUGAACCACGUGGGGCCAGCAGAAAACAGCCUGGCAAAGAAAGAGCCGCUGGCAAGCCCCAGACCACUGCCCGCAGCAGGGGAGAGCAGCUGGGCUGGUAAGCAAGGAGUGAACUACACCAUCUCGUCCAUGGGUAACAAGGAGGAGGAUAUCGGCCUCGACCGUGAGCACUUCAGGAGCUUGAAGGACUUUUGGGAGAAGGGAGCAGAGCCAGGCCGGGCCGAGGCGGACGCUCGGCAGUCCGGGCUGUGCCGCUCACUCUCCCUGCAGUCUGGGCCAGGCCAGGAUGCUGGAGAAAAGCCUGGUGCCUUCACCAAAACCAGGACCCCCUCUAAAAGGACAAUAACGUUGUCUUCUAGUGAGGAGGAGCCAAGCUGUGGCACUCCUGCAAGGAAGGGCUCAGUUUCCGUCGCUCCCAGAUCCACGUGUGCCAAGAGCAAAGGGGGUCUGGCUACAAGAAAUGACUUGCUGAGUGAAAGCAAUGGGAAGCUGCUGAUGCCAGAGGAAGAGAAGGUGGUGCAGCACUGCUCCAAGAAAUCCAGACUGCCUGUGCGGGCACCUUCCAUCCAACUGGAGUCGCCCACCAAGGAUGUGUCUGGCAGCUCGCUGGGGCCGGGGACACCCGUGGAGGAGCACAAGCCCACAGGGAGGUCCCUGGCCAGCAGCGUGCAGAUCCUAAUCGAGCCUGUGCCCACAGAUGGUGAAAGUGAUGAUGAGAAAGAGGAAAGAUCUGGUCUGGGCACUCAAGACAACAUGGAAAUAAAUGGAGAGCUACCUGAGGAAAAAAUGUGCAAGUCUUCAGACCAGCCAGCACCUGGUGAACUGUCUGGAGAGAGAGAAGCUGUUCAGGGAACAGACUCAGCUGUUUACUCAGAGGAAGAUGGUGAUCAUUCUCCUGCUGCUCAGGCACUGGCCCGAGCAAAUAGCAUUAAUCUUGCAAAGAGCAUGGUGAACAUUUACACAACCACGGAGACAUACAAUAAACCACAUUUGAUUACACAUCAAUUUCUUGAACCUGAAAGAGUCAAAGAACUGAGCAGAUCCUCUCCUCUCCUGUUGUCUGAGACGGAAUCGGACACGGCCUCGGAAGUCAGCUUCCAGCUGAACAGGCACAAGAAGACGCCCAGCACCGGCAGCCACUCGUCUGACAUGGCUUCAGUCUCCUCGGUGAGUGGCAGUGUGCUCAGUGUCUACAGUGGUGAUUUUGGGAGUGUGGAUGCCCAAGGAACUGUGGAAUUUGCUCUAGACUAUGAUGAGAAGAACCGGGAGUUCCAGGUUCACGUGGCCCAGUGCAAGGACUUGGCUGUAGUGGAUGAGAAGAAAGGCAGAUCUGACCCGUAUGUUAAAACUUACCUGCUCCCAGACAAAGCUAGGAUGGGUAAGAGGAAAACAUCAGUGAAGAAGAGGACAGUGAACCCCAUUUACAAUGAGGUGUUACGGUAUAAAAUAGAGAAAAUGGUAUUGCUGAUCCAAAAAUUAAAUCUCUCUGUUUGGCACAAUGAUCCACUGGGACGUAACAGUUUUUUGGGAGAGAUUGAAAUAGACUUGGCCAGCUGGGACUGGAGCAACAGGAAACUCAACUGGUACCCGCUGAAGCCCCGGAGCCUCUCUGCUGUUAAUGGUGUGGAUCAUCGAGGAGUGAUGAGUUUGUCCAUUAAGUACGUCCCUCCUGGAAGCCUGGGGCCCAAGAAUCCUCCCUCUGGCGAAGUUCACAUUUGGGUCAAAGACGUCAAGGACCUGCUGCAGCUGCGUCCGUCCGGAGUUGACUCCUUUGUGAAGUGCUAUGUGCUUCCAGACACCAGUAAGAAGAGCUACCAAAAGACCCGUGUCAUAAAGAGAGACACAAACCCUGUUUUCAAUCACACCAUUGUGUAUGAUGGCUUCCAUACGGAGGAUCUGAAGGAUGCCUGUGUUGAACUGACUGUGUGGGAUCAUGAAAAACUUACCAACCAUUUCCUUGGAGGAAUCAGGCUGGGCCUUGGGACAGGUUUGAGCUAUGGCAUCUCUGUGGACUGGAUGGACUCCACACAGGAGGAGGUGGCCUUUUGGCAGGAGAUGAUGUUGGCUGCCAAUGAGUGGAUUGAAGGAUUGCUGCCACUGCGCUCACUGGCAGGGAGGAAAAAGCUGAAAUAACCCAUUGUUGGUGCCACAGUGUGUUCAUUAGAAGAAUUGGGAAACUUCCUGAACCUGGGAGAAAGAAACCAUCCAUAGGGCUGCAAGUGUCAGGGUAAUGAGGAAAUUAAUGGGCAUCACCUUGGAGGUGUUAAUGUUCAGUACUAAUCCACUCACCAAGGACAUGGAAGAUGCCAAACUUGAUGCCAUACACGAUUUUAACCGAGAAGAAACUUAAUUUGCCUUUUUAUUUAAUCAUUUAUGUACUCAGUAUAUUUGAAUUCCAUUAAGCUCUGGGAAUAUUGGCAGAAGGAAAAGGAGAUAUGGAUACUUUUUUAUUAUUAUUAUUUCUUGUGCCAUUUUUCUUCCAUGCAGAGAUGUAGUUGUACUGAAGCAGCAGCAUGGUAUUAUUCAUACUCCCUGCAAGGGGUUCACUUUGUACUUGGUGUACAAUUGCUCCAAAUCACCAGCACAGUUUGAGAAUGGGAGCUUUGCAUUUGUCACUGGUGAUAACACCUCUUUAAUGUGAGGAAAAUUGAGUUCCAAGGUGCAUCUAAAGAAAGAGAGGAUUAUUUGCAGCAGAAAAUGAAGAAACCUGAGGAGGAUGACAAUGAGAAAUUUGAUAUAUUAAUUUCUUUCUGCUUUAAUCUGAAAGAGUGCAGGGAUGCUCUUAGAGAUAGUGGGAUUUUGCAAGCAGGGACUGUUUUCCUGGCUUUCCCACAGGCUUCCUCUGAGACUUCAGGGAAGUCUCUUUGUGAAAGGAGAGUUUGAGUGCAAUAUAAACUAAAAUGUUUGCCCAAAUGUAAAAUAUGGUUAUACUGCUAAUGGGCCUCAUCACACCUUUGCAAUGCCUUGCGUGCAAAACAUUUCAAUGUGAGCUAAUGAGGUAGGAGUCAGUGUCACAUUAGCCUGGCAUCAGGGUCAGGGAGGAAAGGUCACAACCACACUGGAACACAGGAGAUCCUGGGAGGGAGCUGGUGGGAGCGGUAAGUGGGGAGUGGGUGAAUGUGCAGGGAGUGCAGAGCUGCAGGUUCCUGGGGGUCUCCUGCACCUGCAUCCCCUGCUGCCCUUCUCCUCUCACCUGAUGCCUGUUAGUGAGUUGUCAGUGGCAUGGAAUUUCCCUUUUGCCAGUAGCUUGCAAAAAAUCUUUGCCAUCUAGCACAUGGACUGUGGUGGAGUGGUGUUGUGAAUACAUUUUGAAUUGUAGUUUUGUAAUUUCUAUUUUGGAUGUACAUAUUGUGAUUAAAUAGAAUGUUUUCCUUUAGUCAUCAGUUGGUCAUCUUGUACCUAUUUUUAUCAUGCUCUAAAUAACAAAAAAGCAAGCAAAAGAGGUGUUAAAUUUUGCUAUGUCAAAAUGAAGAAUUUUUGCCAAAAGGCAAAUGAAAUGUCAUGAAGAAAUAAUUUUUAUAACUAUCCCACUUUAGAUUUUGGCUCUCUGAUAAUUUUGAUAUUCUUCUUUAAUGUACUGGUUUUAUUUAACUCAAGCCUACUGUGAAUUUUCAGUUAGCAAAGAUGGUUGUAAAUAAAUUAAUGGAAAACUGUAAACCUA